Messenger RNA from Daldinia childiae, 1617 nucleotides. RefSeq lists its product as uncharacterized. Bases 1 to 1617 code for a protein of 538 amino acids. The record is from RefSeq and is a predicted model, not a curated record. Gene Ontology annotation, molecular function: DNA-binding transcription activator activity, RNA polymerase II-specific; zinc ion binding. Gene Ontology annotation, biological process: regulation of transcription by RNA polymerase II. NCBI's taxonomy places the organism in Eukaryota, Fungi, Ascomycota, Sordariomycetes, Xylariales, Hypoxylaceae. The transcript is spliced from 3 exons.
AUGGACGGAGCAGGAGCAGAAGUUGAAUCUCCAGAUAUUGAUGUCUGCCUAAACGCCGAGUUAGAUAUAAACUUCGCCGUCGACGAUAGCAGCAUUACGCAUCUCGCCUCUCCGCCUGAGACCGAUUCCUCUAAUGGUAAGCCCUCAGGGGAUAGUCCAGACUCUGAUAGACCUUACCAUUCAAAACGGCCUCACAAAAAAUCUCGAGCCGGAUGUCAACAAUGCAAAAAGCGUAAAGUAAAGUGCGACGAGACGAGGCCAACAUGUAAAGCAUGUAGGCUUCGAAAGGAGAAAUGCAUAUAUCCAGCCACCUCGGCUUCGGCAGCUUUAUCUACAACCCUAGUCUCUAGAACUACUCCCAUCUCUAACUCUUCUUCUCCUAUAUCUUCACCUCAGCCAUCUUUUAAUACCGAUCCCAGCACUAUAGUUAUUUCCGAGCCUCUAUUUCGGCCACGCGAGAUGACUGAUGCCUUAGAUAUGAAAAUGCUGUGGUUCUAUACUAGCCGAGGGUAUCAGUUCUUCUCAAUCCAAACCGGUCGUUCUCCAGCAGUCGAUCAUGUGCUGCAGGUGAAAGUUGUCCAGCACGCUUUUCAGUCUCCUUUUCUCAUGGACUGUUUGAUGGCAGUUUCGUCACUACAUCUCCAAUCAAUGAACCAACCUGUUCCGGCUCAACGCACAGCAGCUUAUUGCUACAGAGCCUUCCAGGGUUACCGGAAUGCUAUCGAGGCAGCAAAUCCACGUGACUUUCCUGCUCUAAUAGCAUGCUCGCUCCUGAUGGUGGCUGUAAGUAGUCAGCCGUUCCGGGACCCGGAUGCAAAGCCGCUGUACGUGGUGGAUUGGAUGCAUGUCUGGCGAGGAAUUAGCCUCAUCUUUGAGAUCGUCACGCCACGAGUCCUCCAAGAGUCAGGGAUGGCAAUGCUAUUCUACCGACCACCGGUAGACCUGGAGAAGGCGGCCACGUACAUACCGAACAACUUACUAUUCAUGGUAGCCUCUAUUAAGCCUGGUGAUACCGACGAUGAGCAUCAGCAAACAUAUUAUGAUAUGCUCAAAUGCCUUGGCUCGCUUUAUCAAGAGGUCAAAGAGCAUGGUUUCAGUCCUAUCCUCGAUCUUCGCAUCGUCACCUUCCUCACAUUUGUCCCAAAGGCGUUUAUUCCGCUUGCUAAGGAGCAUCGACCUCGGGCCUUGGUCCUCUUGGCUCAUUAUCUGGCUUUCUCUAAAUUAACUCAAGACGUGUGGUGGGUGGAUGGUAUUGCAAACAGAGAAAUUGGGCAUAUAUGCGAAUCCGUUGGUGAAGAAUGGGCGCAUCUGCUAUGUGUCCCUCAGAUGGUUCUCAAGACAGAGGAUAGAGUCGAAAUCGCGCGGUUAAUCAUCAAUACUCGAAAUUGGACCCCCGCCGAGAUGGAUCGAUAUGAACAAGACCGAGAUCCUAGGUUAAUAACCGAUCUCAGGCUAUUCGAUAACCAGGGCUCCGAAAUCGACAUUUCCCAGGGCGAGUGGAUGAUUAAAACGCCCACUCCAAUGUCAAACAAUUCCAACACUAAUAUACCCAAAUAUUUAGACCCGUACCCUGAACUAUCUAGUUCGAUUGCAGAAGUCUUGUCCAAUCCAUCAUAG